This is a messenger RNA of Ilyonectria robusta, 339 nucleotides long. RefSeq lists its product as uncharacterized. Gene Ontology annotation, molecular function: catalytic activity. The coding region runs from base 1 to 339 and encodes 112 amino acids. The record is from RefSeq and is a predicted model, not a curated record. Lineage: Eukaryota; Fungi; Ascomycota; Sordariomycetes; Hypocreales; Nectriaceae. The transcript has 2 exons.
AUGUCUAUCCGUCGGUUGAUGAUUACGGCAUGUCGUCGCCCCCAGCUGCGUCAUGCGUUUUCGCGUAUUGCAAUGGUUGUCCCAGUCCAGGCCCGCCGGGCGAUGGCCUCGGUCGGUUCGAUCGACUCAAUCGUAUUCCAAGAUUUAUUUGGUGCCAAUGAUAUGCGAGAGGUCUUCUCAGACACCGAAUAUAUCCGGCGGUGUGUUGAUGAUGAGGCCGCUCUUGCUUGCGAGCAGGCACAUUGCAAUGUCAAUCCCGCGGACGUAGCGCAAGCCAUCCCUAGAUCUGUCUCUGUUAUUGGCCCCGAUCACGAAAUAAUUGCAGUGAACGAGGUUUAA